ACGUAUAUAUAGUGGGGCGAGAGAGGGCUGAAAACCAUCCGCUGAACUCAACAGCAGCAGAUCCGCAAGUAACAGACGAUCCAAGCGUCUCCGCUAUGAAGACCACAGGAAGCGUUGCCCUUCUUGGGCUCGUGCUUCUCAGCUGCCUUUCUGAUCUUGUUACUGCUCAACGACGGGCCUCCUGCAGCUCGUACCAGUUUUCUGGAAAAACGGCCAUUGCCUGUCCCCGCAACUACGAACCCGUCUGCGGCACCAACGGCGUGACCUACCCCAACGAGUGCUCCCUCUGCAGGGAUUUCUUCCGUAACCGAGCCCUCGACAAGAAGCACGAUGGAAGAUGCGUUAGGCUCGACUGUACUGGCUUCCUGAGAUCCGUCGGUGGUGCUACGAUCCCCUGCACCAUGGACUACUCACCCAUCUGUGGCACCAACGGAGUUACCUACAGAAACAAGUGCCAGUUCUGCAACGCUGUGGCGAAUGGUCUGGACGUUAACCUGCGCAAUAUGGGAGAAUGCUUCCAGCAAAACGAGCCGAUUAACUGCACCCCACAGAAGGGUGGCAACCUCAUCUGCACCAACGAGUAUAACCCCCUCUGCGGCUCUGACGGCAGAACUUAUGGAAACAAGUGCCAGUUCUGCAACGCAGUUUCGAGGAGUGGAGGGAAAAUAAGGUUGAAGCACCUGGGGAAAUGCUGA
Molecule: messenger RNA, 695 nt
Organism: Chroicocephalus ridibundus (black-headed gull)
Lineage: Eukaryota; Metazoa; Chordata; Aves; Charadriiformes; Laridae
Product: ovomucoid-like
Exons: 8
Coding region: 96-695 (199 amino acids)
Molecular function (GO): serine-type endopeptidase inhibitor activity; protein binding
Source: RefSeq, a predicted model, not a curated record